This is a messenger RNA of Fonsecaea nubica, 540 nucleotides long. RefSeq lists its product as hypothetical. The transcript has a single exon. The record is from RefSeq and is a predicted model, not a curated record. Lineage: Eukaryota; Fungi; Ascomycota; Eurotiomycetes; Chaetothyriales; Herpotrichiellaceae. The coding region runs from base 1 to 540 and encodes 179 amino acids.
AUGGAGAAGAAACGGGCGCCAACGGCAAAUGAGAAACGGUGCGUCCUGUUGACAAAGGUCGUAAGGCGGAAGAUCUCGCGCGGCACUGGUAGUCAACAGAGGAAGCAGGCCGUCUCGCGCACUUUGAGAGUGGGAUGUCGAGACGAGGGUCGAGAAACGAUGUCGUACCGAGAGCCGGUCCAAGGGUCCUGGAAAGAUUUCCAAUUAGUCAUCAUCAGCCUGUCUAUUGGGCUGAUUGCAUUCGGAAUUGGGGGAAGACAUGGGAUGGAAAAAGAUCGAGUGCUUAGAAUGGAAUCUCUCCUUCAGAGGCCGCUGGGCGCCGGUGAUAUCCGCGGAAGAGCCUGCGACAAGAGCGACAUGGGCGGCAUGGCUGAGAGCAGUCCUGCGAGCACCGUCAGCGGUCACACGUCGACUUCGUAUCGCCUAGGCCAAAUGAUGCACAUGCACAUGGUAGGAUACAACGUGGGGGUGUUUGGAUUGCAGGCGCAUGUUAUUUCACCAUAUCAAGAAAUAUAUCGCGAUGCGAAGACCGGUGGGUAA